Gadus macrocephalus (Pacific cod) is the source of this 1353-nucleotide messenger RNA. RefSeq names its product eukaryotic elongation factor 2 lysine methyltransferase (gene eef2kmt). The transcript is spliced from 8 exons. The coding region runs from base 355 to 1332 and encodes 325 amino acids. Lineage: Eukaryota; Metazoa; Chordata; Actinopteri; Gadiformes; Gadidae. The record is from RefSeq and is a predicted model, not a curated record.
GAUCAAAGCUAGAUCAACUUACAGUCAAACGUCCGAAUGUCCGUCCGCUCCUGGGGGUUUGGUGAGGAGGGCCUACGGGAGAGAGGGAGUCGGUUAUUAUGGAGUCAGAGUGAAGGCUCACUGAGAAGGGAUGUACUUUUAUUAUUCAUACUGAUAAAAUGGUGAACGAGAAAAUACUGGCGAGUUAAACAACUACAAUUAAUGAAAGCGCUCAGAGUACAGAACUACAGUUCCCACUUCCCAGCGGUCGCUCAGUAGCGGCUAUCCGGUCGCAUGUGUCUCUAGUGUUGAUCGUUACUUUAUCAUUCAUUCAUUAAGCUUCAUUAAGGUUCAGCACGACCCACUACAGUCUCCAUGGAGGACAGGGCGGCUUUACUGAGUAUAUUUCAAGCCUCGUUUUUUGCAAUGACUCGUUUGCCUCCUCUUCACUGGGAGAGGCUUCGAGGAGAGCUAGAAAAAGACAAGUCCCCUGAACUGAUAGCAGCGAUUUUGAAAAAGACCAGUCUGAGUCCUCUGGCUCAGAAACACCCGCCGUCCGCCAAGUACCGGAGAUCUUUCCUCACGGAGCUCAUCACGAUGCUGGAACAAAUGUGUCUGGAACCGCUAGAUGAGCUGUAUGAGGGUCUGGCCGGGGUCCUCAGCGAUCAGAAGAGUGAAGACUGCUACAAGACCUACCUACUGCCUGGCGGGGGGGCGGUGACUCUGACGGAGAGCGUGGCGCUGGUCUCCCAGGGAACCACGGGCCUGGUCACCUGGGAGGCCGGGCUGCACCUGGCCGAGUGGGCCGGGGAGCACCUGGAGGCCUUCAGCGGCAGGGUGGUGCUGGAGCUGGGCUGCGGGGUGGGGCUGACGGGGCUGGUGGUGUGCCGCGGCUGCAGCCCCUCCCGCUACGUGUUCAGUGACUUCCACCCCAGCGUCCUGCGGAGACUCCGGGCCAACCUGGAGCUCAACGGCCUGGGGGAGGGGCCUGCUGGUGGCGCCGACGGUGGAGGCGUGGUCAGGGUGGAGGAGCUGGACUGGGAGUCGGUCAGCGAGGAGCGACUCCGAGAGAUCGGAGCCGACACCGUCAUCGCUUCAGACGUGGUCUACGACCCGGACCUCCUCCCCGGUCUGGUGAGGCUGCUCUCCCUGGUCCUCAGCUGUUCCUCCCCUGAAGCUCCUCAGGUCUUCAUCUGCUCACCGAUCCGAAACCCAGACACAUACAACAGCUUCAAGAGGCAGCUGGAGGCGGCGGGGGUCGGUUAUGAUGUCAUCCGUGGAGCGGGAAGGCAGGUGUUGUCCUACCACAGAGCGUCCGCCAUCGAGAUGAUGCAGCUGACGUUACACACAUAAUAAAGCUUUAUUUACUCACAA